Messenger RNA from Phoenix dactylifera (date palm), 1602 nucleotides. RefSeq names its product uric acid degradation bifunctional protein TTL-like. Gene Ontology annotation, cellular component: peroxisome. Gene Ontology annotation, biological process: urate catabolic process; purine nucleobase metabolic process. The record is from RefSeq and is a predicted model, not a curated record. Gene Ontology annotation, molecular function: 2-oxo-4-hydroxy-4-carboxy-5-ureidoimidazoline decarboxylase activity; hydroxyisourate hydrolase activity. NCBI's taxonomy places the organism in Eukaryota, Viridiplantae, Streptophyta, Magnoliopsida, Arecales, Arecaceae.
GGCAGCCGGCGAUGCACCUCCGUUCCACCGUGACUAAAUUUUUCUCAAAACAAAUAUAGUCUGCACCUGCGCUCCGCAAACGGAUCAAAAUCCGCCGACCCCCGGCCCUCCACAAGCUUUUAAAUCCCUCCUCGGUGCCUCAGAACUGAAGUGGGGGGAGAGCAGCGAAGAAGAAAGAAAAAGAAAUGGAACCUUUGUGGAAGGAGCAGGACUACGUCUGCUGCUCUGGCAGCAAGAGAUUCGCAAAGGAGAUGGCCGCCGCCUCCCCCUUCGCCGAUCUCGAUCACGCCCUCCAAUCCGCCCGAGAUAUUUGGUUCAACAAGAUCGAUGUGAAUGGAUGGCUCGAGGCCUUCGCCGCUCAUCCGGCGAUCGGCGCCGCAUCCCCCUCCAUCUCCCAGUGGAGCAAGGAAGAGCAGUCCACUGCGCUAGCUACUGCUACCGAUUCCACUGUGCUGGAAUUGGUCGAGUGGAAUGCUCGAUACAGGGAGAAGUUUGGAUUUGUGUUUCUGAUAUGUGCGUCCGGGAGGGGCACGCCGGAGAUUCUAGCUGAAUUGAAGAAACGUUACCUCAAUAGGCCCAUCGUUGAAUUUGAGAUAGCAGCACAGGAGGAGAUGAAAAUAAUUGAAUUACGUCUUGCAAAGCUUUUCAAGACCCAAGCCAGGACAACCCCAUCUGUGACUGCACAGCUUCCUGCCGGGCAAUCAGAUAAAGCUGGAGAUCGCAUCGGCAUAAUUGGGGCACAUCUUACAGCUGUUGCUAAGGCAUCUGCCCAUAAAUCCCCUGAAAUUUCAGGUAACAGUCGACGCUCUCGCCCUCCAAUCACAACCCACGUCUUGGAUGUUGCUCGGGGCUCUCCUGCAUCAGGAAUGGAGAUACACUUGGAGAUGUGGAAGGACACCCUACGGUGCCCAUCGUUUACAGACCGAGAUUCGAGCAAAUGGAUGUCCGUAGGCUCUUCGGUCACAAACACUGAUGGUCGUAGUGGUCCUUUGAUGGACAUUGUGGAUUAUAUCACGCCUGGUUUUUAUCGAAUAAGUUUCAAUACUGGCAAGUACGUGCCCUCUGGCUUCUUUCCCUAUGUUAGCAUAGCAUUUGAGGUAAGGGAGAACCAAAGGUCAGAGCAUUUUCAUGUCCCUCUGUUGUAUUCACCGUUCUCCUUCACUACAUAUAGGGGAAGCUAGAUAAGGAAUCAGAGUUGCAUGAGAGAUUACAAUUCAAAUAAUGAGGUUAAAGAACUGUUAAUGGUCCUUGCUUAUGUUUGCAGCACAAGGACUUAAUAAUGUAUUACUCUGGCUGGUUUGUGUAAUGUGAUGAUGAUGAACAUAUAUCUACUGUGCCUCCCAGUGGGUGGCACAUCUGGGAGUUCUGUUCGGACAACAGUGUGCAACACUUGUCUUGCUGAAGUGUUUUGUUAUGUACUGGCUUUGUGCCGGCUGAGAAGGCCGGAGUUGCUGGUUCCAUUCACCGGCCAGAGUACCAGGUCAUUUUAUUAACUUGCGCUUCUUGUCCUUGGUUUUUCAGAGAGAUGUCUGUGGACGUUUAUUGUAAAUCAUAUUCCUUAACUAGAAUUGUGCUGUAUAAUCGAGGGGUUAUCACUCUCCA